This is a messenger RNA of Pisolithus orientalis, 1461 nucleotides long. RefSeq lists its product as uncharacterized. The transcript has 4 exons. The record is from RefSeq and is a predicted model, not a curated record. Bases 1 to 1461 code for a protein of 486 amino acids. NCBI's taxonomy places the organism in Eukaryota, Fungi, Basidiomycota, Agaricomycetes, Boletales, Pisolithaceae.
AUGCCCCAGCUGAGCAAUGAUGAUUUCUUCUUGAAUGAGGAGAUUAAUAUUGAUAGAGAAGACAAUGACUCUGACAAUGAUUCCUUGGAGACUGACAACUCUGAAGCCAGUGACUUUGAACAGAUGCAAAGGGUUUUACAUGAUCCAGGGCCAACUGCUGAAGUCCAUGAGCUGCAAAAGGCCCUUGUGAUUGGUCAGAAAGCUUACACUGAGACAUGUGUUGAGCUACACAGUGUACAAAAGGAGCUCCAUAGUCUGUCUUCAACUCUUUCCACCCACAAGUGCAAUCAUAUUCUGAGCAAGACUUCAGAAAGCCUGAGUAUUGAUGCCAGUAUCUCUAAGGAAGCAAAGCAGUAUGCCCUUCUUUACAAUUUCUGGGUCCCAGAUGGCCUUUUUCCACUGACACCAAAGCUGGAUGUUGAUCCACACAGCCCAACUCACUGGACAUCACCCAAGGCCAAACUUGAUGGUGCAGUAGCAGAACUCUACAGUGUAGUCCCCAGCUCUCUCCAUAAGCACAUGGAGACCUAUAAGCAGUUUGGAUCUAUCAUAAAACAGUCCAACAUCCUGAGGGCUAUUAAAGAUUGUGCUGGCAUUGUUUUUGCACCAUAUGGGCUUGACCCCACCCACCUUUCUGGCCGUCCUUUGGGAAGGAAGGAAGAUCCCAAGUUUCAGGUUCUACUGAAGAAAGAUGGCAUUGGUGAAUACAUGCAUCUUGCUCCAAUUCUUUUCAAAAAGAAUGACAACAUGGUUGCUAGCAAGUUUCUCAUGAGUCUGGCUAUCACCCUUGCUCAUUUUCUAGUGUCUCCAGAUUUAGAGCUCUCUUCCAUCAGUGGGGAGACUCACAUUCUGUACAGCUCUGACCAUGACUUCUACAUUGAAAAGCUUUCAAAGAAAAGCAAUUGGGCUCUCCAUGUUUUUGAUCAUGUGAAUUGUGAGGUGUUUGGUAAAGACUCACAGUCAAAGAAUGUGUCAUUAGUUCCUCCAGUUCCUCCCACUGCCCAGCCAUGUACUCAGGAAGAUGAGAUGUUGUCUGAAAUCAAGAAUCCUACACCUCAUGUCACAGCUCCCACCUCUCCCACUGUCAACACAUUUGUCAAUCCUGCAUUCCUGAAUCCUCCUUCUGCUUCACUGUGGGGCUUUGACAUGGCUACCUGCUCAUCCUCAUCCACUUCUAGCUGUCAUGGAAACACACUCUCUGUUUCCAUGGUUUCUCAGCUACAACUUGAGGUUGGUCAGUUAAGUGUAAGCAGCACCUGCACUACACCUGCACUGUCUUUGGCUUCAAGUCAACAAACCAUGGCACCUACUUCUUGCAGAAAGAUCACCCCUGUAGCCACCCAACAACAAGAAUCCUCACAUGCUGCCAAGGGUGAAACAAUUGUUGACCUGCCUGAACCCCUGCAGUGCACCACACAUAAUACUACCCAUGCUGGAAAGGUCUUGAAGACCAAGAAAUAA